AUGUCCGAGGACGAACAGCGCCUAUUCCGCCUCUACGGCAAAAUGCCCAACAAGAAAGACCUUCUCCAGAAUAAACUCAAGGAACGCAAAUACUUCGACUCAGGCGACUACGCCCUAAGCAAAGCCGGCAAAGCCUCCGACGUAACAAGCAUCGGAUCCCGACACCCCGUCCCAGAAAACAUCCCCCACCUAACCGCUACAUCCCCGGGAGCCAACAACCCCGCCGCCUCUGCCGCUGCCGGCAGCGGCAGCAUCAGCUCCCAAGGCGGCCAGCAGAUUCCAGGAACUCUUAGCGGUCAUCCUGGUUCUGUGGGAUUUCAGAACCGUGGCAGUCCCGCUAAGGAGGGGGGGCUUUUUGCAUCGGGGUAG
Molecule: messenger RNA, 369 nt
Organism: Penicillium waksmanii
Lineage: Eukaryota; Fungi; Ascomycota; Eurotiomycetes; Eurotiales; Aspergillaceae
Product: endosulfine family protein
Exons: 2
Coding region: 1-369 (122 amino acids)
Cellular component (GO): cytoplasm
Molecular function (GO): protein phosphatase inhibitor activity
Source: RefSeq, a predicted model, not a curated record